UGAGCUGUCACUUACAAAUAUAUAAUCUUUUGGUUGAUAUAAAAAUUUGGUACCAGGUCAGUUUGCACUGGACAUUACUCUAGAAAACAGAUGGAUCAUUCUUAUAAUAAUCUGGGAUUAAGAUCUUUAGUACUUUUUUUCCGAAAAUUUUCUCUUAUUAAAUUGACAAAAUGUUUCUCUUUAACUUCUUUUAUAUUUUAUGUUGCAGUAUUUGAUAGUCAUGUAAAGCAGACUGUUAAUUCUAGUGAUCUUGAAAAUUUUAGUCACUUGUUGACAAACCUGUAAAUGUCUUCUAUGACUUGAAAAUUUAGAAAUUCUCUAUUAUUGAGUGGUUGUAUAUUGUCUAUGAGGUGAACAUGAGCAAUUUCUUCUUUCCAUAGAAGUAUCCAAAGCUGCCACAAAACAAUUAAGUGUAUUUGUUGACACAUUAAUCUUUGUUCUCUUAUUUAAUACACUAUGCAUGCUAAUAUUAUCUGCUAAGGUCUUUUAGUUUUCUUUCCCUGUUGUGUAGAGUCGCUACUGCAAUUUUGCAAUUUCUUUCUAUUUUCUCUAUCACCCUUUUCAUUUCUAAUUGUGCAUACGAUUAAUUAGUUCGCAAAUAUUCUCAUUUUCCUCGUAAAAAGAGAAAAAAAAAAAGGCUGCUAAGCCCAGUGCAUAAAAUAAGUGAUGCCCACUGGAACAUGAUAAGAUAAAAAAUGUUCAAUUAUUAGCUAAUUUAAAGUAGGUGAUAAAAAAAUUCGACAUGUAGGAAGGCUCAAGUAUUUUUUUUUUUUCCUAAAGAGAUCUAAGCAACUGUUAACUUUGAAGUACUCAAAUGUUUUUUUCACGUUAUAUGUGUAUCUCCUGGCCAUCAUUUAUAUUUGCAAGUGCCAUAGUAAAUAUUCAUGUGUGUGUUUGUGUGUUUCAUGAUACGUUCAAAUGGAUGGAAUUUUAACAUCCCACAUGAGAAUCAUGUGUUGCAUCAUCCUAGUACGUGUCAUCAGCGUCAUUGAAAUCUUAUCCAUGGUUUACGGAACAGUCUUGGAUGAACUCUUCGACUUUGCAUACUGGUGAUACUUGCUCUAUUUUCCACUUUCUCAAGCUCAGUGAGUAGCUGUCAUGCAUGUUCUUUUUGUAUGCUGGGUAAAGUAUAUGUUCCUUUUACCAUCAAAUAUAACAGCUGCAUACUAGCAAGAUUUUUAGCACCUCCUCCACUUGGCAUGUUCUUUUCCGUUCCUAAGAGCUCAGCUGGUAGCCUUUGCAGGAGAAUAGGAGAACCUGCCAAGUGAAGACAUCUAACUUGACGACUCUCGUUCUUCAGCAAAAUCUGUAUUCACAGGUCACAUCCCUUGUGAGAGCUCAAGCAUGAUGGAAGGAGAGAGGAAGAAGAGUGAAGAGAAGAAAGAUGAUGGAGGAGCAGCUCUACGACCGUCACAACAUGAAGAACAAAAGGCCAAGGUGGUAUUUUGUUCAUCUUCUUCGUCGUCGUCGUUGUCUCCUACGCUUGAGCUCAACCUCAUCGAGUCGCUGGUCUCAGUACCCUCGGAGCCACCACCGGCGGAGGCAACAACCGAGUUGGAGCCGCGGGUCUUCCCCUGCAACUACUGCAGGCGGAGGUUCUACAGCUCGCAGGCGCUCGGCGGGCACCAGAACGCGCACAAGCGCGAGCGCACCCUGGCAAAGCGUGGGAGCCACGGCGCAGGCUUUGGCGAAGCCAACUGCGGAUACGUACCGAGCAUGGCUUCGUUGCCGCUCCGAGGGACGUACGCCGGCAGGCCGCUCGGCAUACAGGCGCACUCGAUGGUCCACAAGCCGCACAAAGUGACGUCACCGCCGCUGGCCGCGGCGAUGUUCUACGGCCAACAUGGCUGGUCGAUUUCUCCGAUAAUUAGCCGUCGACCGGAGGUAGGACGCAUCUCCACGGAGGUCAUCCAUGCCACAACAAUACCUCCGCCGGUGCAGCUCAACGACCCCGCCGCCGCCGCCGCCGCCGCCGCCGCUGCUGAAAUGAUUCAAGAGGUUGGUGGUAAUCUUCUGACCAGUAGGCGAGAGAAGUUGCCUAAGCUUGACUUGUCCCUCAAGCUCUAGCGCUGUUGUCUCUCUCUCUGCCUCUCUCUGGGAAUGGGAAUGCUCCUAAUUUUCAGUCAGCUUAUGCAAUCAAUCUUAUAGCUUUAAUUAGUCCCCUUCUUUUGGAUUCUGACUUGUUGAUAGAAGAUUUGAAGUUGAACUCACUGCUAAUCUGGAGCUUGGAAUCGAAUAAUAAUAUAUCAAGCAAAAAAUCGUAAUAUUGAUGUUUUAACCUUAUCACUUCAAA
This is a messenger RNA of Musa acuminata AAA Group (dessert banana), 2293 nucleotides long. RefSeq names its product zinc finger protein 1-like. NCBI's taxonomy places the organism in Eukaryota, Viridiplantae, Streptophyta, Magnoliopsida, Zingiberales, Musaceae. The transcript is spliced from 2 exons. Bases 1345 to 2067 code for a protein of 240 amino acids. Gene Ontology annotation, biological process: negative regulation of abscisic acid-activated signaling pathway. The record is from RefSeq and is a predicted model, not a curated record.